CAAUUACAUCAGCAUGUCAAUAAACCUAAUCACAAAAUUGAAGAAACUUUUUGAAGUCAAGCUCUGGAGGAAAGGAAAAGUUUUGCAAUUUUGAAUAUCGGUUUUCAUUAAUCCACCGCAACACGGGAAGUGUUGAACUACUUCAAGUUUUUCGUGGUCUGUUCGAGAUUUAUAGACGAGUCAUUUAGAUAUUUGUGAAGCGGGGAAACGGGAGGACCCCGCCCAACUUUGCGCCGUCGUUCGUCCAACCAGCGAACGACGAUGAAACUCCCCACAUAUCUUUCUUGUGUCGUUUCCGCUCGAAUGCCUUUCAAGAAAAGGCCUUAAAUCAGAUGAUGCGAUCAGUCGACAUCAAGAAGUGCCCGGACUCAGUUGAUGAAAUCUUGAGAUCCCUAGGCAGACUUUGAACUGCACCAUGAUCCAACUUUUUCUUAUUGGAGCAUUAACGCUCAUGGUGACAGCCUCGCCCCAAAGUUACCUCCGAAGCGAUGAUGGUCGCGAGUAUCGUGACAAUUACGGUUACUACCGCUACAUCCAAGGCAUCAAAUUGUACGUGGAAUGUCAUGACCGUUACUACGACGCUCGCAAAGAUGACUGCGGUGCAGGGUCAUUUCGAUCUCGCACGGGAGAUGAGUAUGACAUCAAAUACGACGCCCUUCGAUUCGAUGGCUCAGGCAAAUAUCGGAUCCAAGGCCGACUAAGGAACAUUAGAUACGGAGGUACUAAAGAUAUGUAUCGAUUCUAUCGUGAAAGAUACGAAACUGGCUCCGGUUCCACUUGUCCGUACUCAAAUUAUGAGAGUGAUGCUUUAACCGGAGUUCUUUCGGCACUCACCCAUCCCACUACCUCGUCCUAUCCAUCCGAACCCGAUCCAGCUGACAACGAUGCCGUGAUCAUAUCGGCCAAAUCCCAAAUCAGACGAGCACGGAUUCUGGUGCCGGGACAAACAUUAACCACAUCUCUCAAUGUCAAGGGCCAAAAUAAACCGGGGAGUUCUGUGGCCUUUCCCACGGCCAAUUCCACGGAUAAUGAGAUAUCACACCAAAAGAUCCGAACCAAGCGAUAUCUCCGUACCUAUUACCCCACUGACACCCGGAGGUAUUACGAUUAUCGGGAUCGAUAUCCCGACGAUUAUAAUCGGCGAAGAUAUGACACAACACGUGGAGUCAGUGAAUGUUCCGGCCGCGAAAAAUGCGAAUGGGAAGCUGAGCUGGUUUGCAACCUGGACGAUCAUCUGAACUCUGUUCGGUAUUUGUACACCAGACGACCGGCCGUUAAGUGGACGCGGGUUUUCGAUUCGCAUUACCCCAGAGGUCGAUACAACGACAUAUACGACUAUUUCGGGUCCAGGGCUUACUUGAAAAAUGACGGAGAAACACUCAUUAUUACGAAGGUUUAUCCCGAGGAUAAAGGCACGUACAUUUGCGAGUAUGACGACAGUUUGGAUGAUCGCUACAGAAGUACUGUCCGUGGUCGAAAGAUCCGCAAAGAAGUACGGUUUUACCCCAGAUAUCCAGAUUUUCAAGGAUGCUAGCUAGUAGGAUCAUAUCAUCAACUGCUUACAGUUUACAAGUUUUUUAUGACAUUCAUUCAAUGAUUCCAAUAAACAAAUCUUACCUAAGAA
Molecule: messenger RNA, 1624 nt
Organism: Tigriopus californicus
Lineage: Eukaryota; Metazoa; Arthropoda; Copepoda; Harpacticoida; Harpacticidae
Exons: 6
Coding region: 416-1534 (372 amino acids)
Source: RefSeq, a predicted model, not a curated record